Molecule: messenger RNA, 5805 nt
Organism: Cherax quadricarinatus
Lineage: Eukaryota; Metazoa; Arthropoda; Malacostraca; Decapoda; Parastacidae
Source: RefSeq, a predicted model, not a curated record
ACUAGUUAAUGUGGUUCAUACAACAGUUUGCGUGUGGCCAGCAGUAGUAGCCUGGUUGAUUAGGCCCUGAUCUCCCGCGAGGCCUUUUCACAGACCGGAUUGUGGGGGCGUUGACUCCUGAAACCCUCUCCAGGAAACUGUACUGUUGACUCAUUGAUGCUGCUGAUGGUACUGUAAUAUAACCAGUAGUCUUCUGCUCUGGGAUCCUGCAAGAAUCUUCCCCGGGUGGCCAGUCAAACAAGCAAGUUGGACAAGGACUCUGCAUGAAUUUGGUUGUCCUUCCACCAGAAGAAUCUCUUCAGCAGUUCCAAGAUCCAGUGCCAUACAUGUGGAAGAGUUACUGCAGAAAAGUAGUGAUGGCAGUCAGUGUCAUAAAGCUUGCCACAUUGUGUCAGUACCAAGUGUCUUAAAGGGAACUUCAUCAUUCUGGUUACUACAUGUACACUUAAACAUACUGGCUACAUCAUGCUGACUCCAUGUCUUGGCUACUAAUGCAUGUGCUCUGUAUCCAGUCAAUGUAACUUCAUUAAUGGAAAUAAUGUGCAACAUGUGUAUUGAACGGCUGACUUGUUGAAAAAAAAAAUUAAGUGUUUUAAGGAGUGUGUAUAAGUAAUCUACUGAAUAUAUCAUAUACUAUGUGCUUAAUUUCCAAGAAAAUCUAACUAAAGGAUUCUGAGUUAGAUUUUUUUAGUGGUAUAUUAAAAAAAAUAUUUGUAUUUUCUGCUUCAUGUUAUUUCCUCAUAAUUAUAUGCUUUCUUUCUUCUUUCAACGUACCAGCCGUAUCCCACCGAGGUGGGGUGGCCCAAAAGGAAAAACGAAAGUUUCUCCUUUCAAAUUUAGUAAUAUAUACAGGAGAAGAGGUUACUAGCCCCUUGCUCCAGGCAUUUCAGUCGCCUCUUACGACACGCAUGGCUUACGGAGGAAGAAUUCUGCUCCACUUCCCCAUGGAGAAUAAUUAUAUGCUAUCAUUCAGAUAAAUUAUUUUUAAUCAUAUGUUUUGAGAUAUUAUGGCCUGUUUUCCAUAAGUCUCCUGCGGUAUGGGGUAUCUUUUGCUCUAGUUUGAAGUGGAUACUCAAAUAUUUCAUGUUGUUUACUGCCACUAAUGCUAUAAGCAUCAGUACUCUGAAAAUAUAAAACGUUUUUGCUCGAUAAACUAUAUACUGUAUUAUCUUCAUUUUCUUGUCAACAGAAAAGUUGAACAUAACUAAAGUAGGUAAAUAGUUGCCUGAGUAAAUAAUUUACAGACAUUAAUCCAUAGUCUUAUGUCAUAUAUGAACUUGUAUGACAUUGUGCUUGGUGUAAUAACCUCCUCUCCUUCCUUCCGCUUUUAGCCACGUUACCAUGUUAUGGUCAAGUGAAGAAGGAAACAUUCAUCAUAACUCACUCAAUAUUAGUCUUAACAGAAGUGUGCAUAAAUCACAUUACAAAUAACCUCUGGACAAGAGCAUUAUUGCAAGUUCUUGUACCUUUGAUCCAAUGAUACAAAUAAUUGAAGUAUACAGGGUGUAAAUUUUUAACAAUUUGGUUUUGCUAUCAUAUGAAUAUUUCCACAGUAAAAGAAUUUUUCAUUCAAGAAAUAAUAAACUACAAUUUAGUGUGUCUUAGAAAAUUACCACAUAAGAGUAUACACAAAUAAGUAAGAAAAAGCACAUUUGUAUUGUGAUUCUUCCAAACUAUUUUCAUACAGUUACAUCUUACACAAGAGAUCUUAUAUGAGAACAUUUCUUUCACUGUUCAAAAGUUACAUCACAGAAAUCAUCUACAAUGGAUUGUAUGGAAGAUAACUUGGGUGAGAAUCCACUUGAGACUACAGAAUGUAGAACAGUCUUUAAAUCAUCUUCAUCCCUAAUAAAGCAAAUCAGAGUUCAUACUGAAGGGAAACCACAUCAAUGUCUAAUGUGUCUAAAUGACUUUAAAGAAAACUCACAUGAACUGGAACCCUCAGAAGAUCGUGUAGAAAAAAACUUGAAGUCACAUCAGUGUUUAUUGUGCUCAGAGAAGUUUUCAGAAAAGACUGAUUUACAAAAGCACUGGAAAAUUCAUACAGGAGAGAAACCAUAUACUUGUUCAAAAUGUCAAAAAGUCUUUGAUAAGCAAGGAAGUCUAAUGCGACAUCUAAGUAAUCAUUAUGGAGAAAAUCCCUUUCAGUGUAUAGUGUGCUUAAAAGACUUUUCAAGUAAACAAGUUCUACAACAACACAUGGGAAUUCAUACAGGAGAUAAGCCAUACAAGUGUUUAUUGUGCAAGACUAAAUUCAUUAAAAAAUCUUGUUUUAAAAAGCACAUACGAGCCCAUGCAGAGGGAAAAUUUCAUCAUUGUACGGUAUGUUCACAGUCAUUUUCAGAUAAAUUGCAUUUAGAGCGACACUCAGUGGUUCAUAAUGGAGGAAAACCAUAUAACUGUGCAGUGUGUUCAAAAGGUUUUUUAAGUAAAACAAAGCUAACAAGACACACAAGAACUCAUACAGGAGAAAAACCUUAUGAGUGUUCAGUGUGUCAGAGAAGUUUUUCAGAUGAAGCAGUUCUUGGACGACACAUGGUAAUGCAUUCUGAUGAGAAACAUCAGUGUUCAGUGUGUUCCAAAGAUUUCUCACAGCAGUUGCUUCUUGAUCAGCACCUGGAAAUUCACACAGUAGAGAGACCUUUUCAUUGUUCGCUCUGUCCAAAACGUUUUAUAAAUAAAACAAGGCUAAUCAGACAUAAGAGCAUUCAUUCACGAGAAAAGUCAUUUCGGUGUUCGAUAUGUCAAAAAGACUUUUCACUGAAAUCAAAUAAAGUACGACACAUGAGAGUUCAUACAGGAGAGAAACCAUACGAGUGUUCAGUAUGUUCCAAAAAAUUUAAUCAAAAAUCACAUCUAGACAAGCAUGGAAAAGUUCAUAGUGGAGAAAAACCAUAUAACUGUUCAGUUUGUGUAAAAGGAUUUUUAUAUUUAAGAAAUCUUAAACGACAUGUUAAACGCCACACAGGAGAAAGGUUGUAUCAGUGUUCGGUUUGUAUGAAAGACUUGCCAGAUAGCACACGUCUAACACAGCACAUGAGACUUCAUGAAAGAAGGAAAUAUCAGUUUUCUUUACGUUCAAAAAAUUCACGGUUAGCUAAUCUUAAACAGCACUUAAAAGUUCAUACACAAAGAAAGCGAUAUAAAUGUUCAGUGUGUGGAAAAGGCUUCUUUAGUAAUGUAAAUCUAUUUCAGCAUAAGAAAAGUCAUGUCGGAGAACAUUUUCGGUGUUCAUUUUGUCAGAAAGACUUGUUAAAUCGUACAAAUCUAAUAAAACACUUGUUAACUCAUAAACCAAAUGAACCACAUCAGUGUUCAGUGUGUUUAAAGGACUUUACAGAUGAAUCUGCUCUUGAACAACACAUGAAAGUUCAUGCAGAAGUUAAAUCAUAUAAGUGUUCAGUGUGUCAGGAAGACUUUAAAGAUAAAUCGACUCUAGAUCAACACGCUACAGUCAUGAAGAAGAGAAAUCUGAGGAGAGUUUACUUAAAGAGGAAGAUGGUACGGUUCAAACAGAGGAUAUGAUAUAUCAGUGUAUAGUUUGUCAUGAUGAGUUUACAGAUAAAGAAAAUGUCAUGCAACACAUGAAAGUUCAUGGAGAAGGAAAGCCUGAGGAGAGUUCUGUGGGUGUAGAAGAUCAAAAAGAUUUUUCAGCUCAUGCAGAAGAGAGAUCAUGCCAGUUUUCAGUGUCUGCACAGAACUUGUCAGAUGAAAAAAUUCUUUCAAAACACACGAUGGUUUGUGAAGAGAAACAGGAGGAAUGUUUGCAUGUAGAUGAUGUAAGAGAUGAGACAGUUCCUGAUGAUAACAUCACAGUUGAUAUGGAAGAUGUGUUAUACCAGUGUUCUGUGUGUUGCAAAGAAUUUUCUGAUCAAGAAAUUGAGGAACACAUGAAGAGUCAUAGAAAAGAGGGACCUGAAGAGAGCUCAUUGAAUGUUGAUAUGGUAUGGAGAAAUGUGCAGCAGUUUGUACUGAUGAUUUAAUAUAUCAAUGCUCAGUGUGUCUUAAAGAGUUCACAGAUGUAAAAGUGAUCAUGGAACACAUGAAAGUUCAUGGGGAAGUGAAUCCUGAGGAGAGCUCAGCACGUGUAGGAAAAUCUGAAGUUAAAGAGGAAUUUGCGACACUUCAAACAGAAGAUGUAUUAUAUCAAUGUUCAGUGUGUAAGGAAGAAUUUACAGAUCAGAAAACUGUCAUGCAACAUAUGGUAACUCAUACAGCAGAGAAUUCUUUUAAGUGUUCAGUGUGCCUUGAAGAGUUUACAGAAAAGGAAAUUUUUGAACAACACCUGAAAGGUCAUAUAGGAGAAAAUCCAAAUAACUGUUCAAUAUGUUCAAAAGACUUUUUAACUAAAGGAUAUAUAACACGACACAUGAGAGUUCAUACAGGAGAAAAACCUUACCAGUGUACAGUGUGUCUAAAACACUUUACAGAUAAAUCAGUUGUAAUGCGACACAUGAGACUUCAUACAGGAGAAAAACCAUACGAGUGUUCAGUAUGUAUGAAAGGCUUCAGAGAAAAUUCACAACUAAAAUACCACAUGAAAAGUCAUACAGGAGAAAAGGUAGAGAAAACACACAAAUGUUUAGUGUGUCACAAAAGAAUCAAUCUAGAAAAGCUGGAACAGCAUUUGGCAAUUCAUUUAGGAGAUAAACUGUAUAACUGUCCACUUUGUCAAAAAGGCUUUGCAAGUGACAAAAGUCUAAUAAGACAUAGAAAAGUUCACACAGGAGAGAAAUCACAUCAGUGUUCAGUGUGUCUGAGAUCAUUUUCGAGAAACUGGCAUCUUAAACAGCACUACAAAAUUCAUUCUGGAGAGAAACCAUACGAGUGUUCAGUGUGUUUUAGAAGAUUUAUACAAAAAGUACAGCUUGAACUUCACUCUAGAAUUCACACAGGAGAGAAACCAUUCCAGUGUUCAGUGUGUUCAAGAAGAUUUAUACGAAAAGGACAGCUUCAACAACACUUGAGAGUUCACACAGGAGAAAAACCAUAUAAUUGUUCAGAGUGUCUGAAAGACUUUAGAUCAAAUGCAAGUCUCAAAAAACACUUAAGAGUUCACAAAAGAAAGGAAUCAAAUUUGUGUUAAGUGUGUUACUAAGUUAUUUUUUACAGAUAUCAAAUCUAGAGCAAAACUUGUUCAUUAAAAAAAAAGAUGAACCUUACAGCUAUUCAAUGUCAAAAAUUUUCCUAAUAAAACAGGUGUAAACAGACAUAAAUGCGAAAGAACAAAAAAGGCACAACACUGUGACUGGAGCAAUACACAAAUAACCCACACAUAAGAGAAAAGCUUUGGAGUAUGACUUUAUAAAUGGUCCAAGUCGGACCAAAACAUCAUUAUAAGCUUCUCUCUCCUGUGUGCAGAUUAUUUGUGUAAAUAUGAGAGUUUAUAAGAAAAAAUAUAAUACUGGUAAGCAUAUAUGAGCAUUGCAGGAGAAGGCAACUAAAGUCAAAUGCCCUCCAAUUUAUAAAUCUUUUCAGGUUUGGUAUUGAAAAGUUUUCUAUGCUGAGUAUGAUGUAUAGCUCUAGUACUGAUUUAGAUCAUUUUGGGGUCACAGGAAAAUAAGUAUCUCUUUGGAACAUAAUAUCAUAUACUUAUGUUAUCCAUUAUUUAGUAAAUGAUACAUAUAUAGAAUCAGCAGAGUGCAAGGAUGCUAGUGAUAUGUUUUAUUUCUCUAAGUCAAAAUUGAAUGUUUUGUUAGAUACCCCAAAGGUUAUUGCAUGGCCUUCAAGGUACAGAAAAAAUGAUUUAAGUAAAGAAAGACUGAUGUAUUUGCUACGAGAUUCUGCAAUAAAAUUUUGUGUAUA